CCAACCCAACCCUAAAUAAGCCCCGAUACGAUCAAUUGACAAUAACAUAGUCAAUUCAACAAGUACGCUACCGAACAACUAACGAUGAGGGUGCUUCUCCCCCUCCUGAUGCUGGGCUCCGUCGCCCAUGCGCUCUACUUCUUCCUCGACGGCACGAACGCGAAAUGCUUCUUCGAGGAGCUGCCCAAGGACACACUAGUCCUCGGGCAUUACCAGGCCGAGGAGUGGGAUGACAACACACACGCCUGGGCCAAGCACGACGGCAUCAGCAUCUACAUCUCCGUUAUCGAAAUCUUCGACAACGACCACCAGGUGGUCUCCCAGCGGGGAUCCUCGUCGGGCAAAUUCACCUUCACGGCGGCCGAGUCGGGCGAGCACAAGAUCUGCUUCACGCCGAGCAGCAGCAGCGGGCGCCCGGGCUGGCUUUCGGCCGCGCAGCCCAACGGCGGCAUCAAGCUGACCCUCGACCUCGCCAUUGGCUCCUCCGAGAUCGAGUCCACCGACAAGACCAAGCUCAUGGACAUCUCCCAGCGCAUCCGCGACCUCAACGCCCGCCUCCAGGAUAUCCGCCGCGAGCAAAUCUUCCAGCGCGAACGAGAAGCCGAGUUCCGAGAUCAAUCCGAGUCUACCAACUCACGUGUUGUGCGCUGGAUGACCAUCCAGCUUGUCGUUCUCGGUAUCACAUGCGCCUGGCAGCUGUCUCAUCUCCGGUCUUUCUUCAUCAAGCAGAAGCUUACUUAAGUCCGCGACCAUCGUGUUGUUAUCAGUAGGCAAGGGGAGUUUUGGUUUGUACGAAAGCUGUCACGGUUAACGCAGCUUACGGUAAACGGGAGCAGGAUUACGAAGGCGAUGAUGCUUUGGGUGUUAUAACUAUGGCCGGUCGUUAUGUAUUGAUUACAUUGCCACGUUGGAACGGAAACCGUCUACUACUAGAUGGACUCACUUGUCCUAUUGAAAGA
Molecule: messenger RNA, 959 nt
Organism: Daldinia decipiens
Lineage: Eukaryota; Fungi; Ascomycota; Sordariomycetes; Xylariales; Hypoxylaceae
Product: emp24/gp25L/p24 family/GOLD-domain-containing protein
Exons: 3
Coding region: 85-741 (218 amino acids)
Biological process (GO): intracellular protein transport; Golgi organization; endoplasmic reticulum to Golgi vesicle-mediated transport
Cellular component (GO): endoplasmic reticulum-Golgi intermediate compartment; Golgi apparatus; endoplasmic reticulum
Source: RefSeq, a predicted model, not a curated record